Molecule: messenger RNA, 1377 nt
Organism: Bathycoccus prasinos
Lineage: Eukaryota; Viridiplantae; Chlorophyta; Mamiellophyceae; Mamiellales; Bathycoccaceae
Product: histone deacetylase 1
Exons: 3
Coding region: 1-1377 (458 amino acids)
Molecular function (GO): histone deacetylase activity
Source: RefSeq, a predicted model, not a curated record
AUGGCUUCUUCAAAGAAGAAAAUUUCUUACUUCUAUGAUCCGGAAGUCGGAAACUUUUACUAUGGACAGGGACAUCCGAUGAAACCUCACAGAAUGCGCAUGACACAUAACUUACUAUUGCACUAUGGCUUAUAUAAAGAAAUGGAGGUAUUACCAGAGCUCGCUAAUGCUGAAGACAUGACACAAUUCCAUAGCGAUGAAUAUAUUGAAUUUUUACGCAUGAUUACACCAGAUAACCAACAUGAACAUAUGCGCCAACUGAAAAGGUUUAAUGUCGCUGAGGAUUGCCCGGUCUUUGACGGCCUUUUCAACUUCACUCAGAUAUAUACGGGGGGUUCUAUCGGUGGUGCCGUAAGGUUAAAUCACAAGCUGGCAGAUACAGUAAUAAACUGGGCAGGAGGUUUACAUCACGCAAAGAAGGCAGAAGCAAGUGGAUUUUGUUACGUAAAUGACAUCGUGUUAGCGAUUCUUGAGCUACUCAAGGUUCACAGUCGAGUUCUUUACAUCGAUAUUGAUAUCCAUCAUGGUGAUGGUGUUGAGGAAGCAUUCUAUACAACUGACCGUGUAAUGACUGCAUCUUUCCAUAAAUUCGGUGAGUAUUUUCCUGGAACUGGUCACUUACAAGAUGUUGGUCAACAUCAAGGUAAAUAUUAUAGUGUAAACGUACCAUUGAAAGACGGUAUUGAUGAUGAAACUUAUGAUCAUCUCUUUAAACCGAUCAUGGAAAAGAUAAUGGAAGUUUUUGCUCCAGAUGCUAUUGUAUUCCAAUCUGGUGCUGACAGUCUAUCGGGAGACAGGCUAGGAUGUUUUAACUUGUCUAUUCGAGGGCAUGCGGAGUGCUUGAAAUACAUGAGUACGUUCAAUGUACCUCUACUAGUCCUUGGUGGAGGUGGAUACACCAUUCGUAAUGUGGCACGCUGCUGGACGUACGAGACUGGCUGUUUACUAGGCCGUGAACUAGAAGAUGUGCUGCCUGCUAAUGAUUAUAGUGAGUAUUUUGGACCAACAAACACACUUCAUAUAACCCCUAGCAAUAUGGAAAAUCAGAAUACACGUGAAUAUAUCGAUGGCAUACGUGAUCGUAUUCUAGAGAAUCUAUCAAAACUUCCUGCCAGACCAGGUGCACCAUUUUAUCAAGUUCCACCAGACUUGGUGAGUGCACAAACGCAAGACAUGAAUAUAGAGCCAGAUUUGUCAGAAGGGGAAGAUAGAGGAGGAAUCUAUCUAGAUUAUGGUAAGAAUGAAGAUGAUUUUCGUGUUACAAAGAAUGUCUCCGAGCCAGUCGGCACAAAUCCGCAAGGAAAGGAAGACGCAGAGAAAGAUAUGAACGAAAAUAAAGAGAAGUCACAGGAACUCCCGGACAAAGAUGAUAUAUAA